Messenger RNA from Bombus pascuorum, 1885 nucleotides. It is a transcript of the gene IFT54, whose product is annotated as TRAF3-interacting protein 1. The coding region runs from base 1 to 1773 and encodes 590 amino acids. Gene Ontology annotation, molecular function: microtubule binding. The transcript is spliced from 10 exons. Gene Ontology annotation, cellular component: ciliary basal body; axoneme; intraciliary transport particle B. NCBI's taxonomy places the organism in Eukaryota, Metazoa, Arthropoda, Insecta, Hymenoptera, Apidae. The record is from RefSeq and is a predicted model, not a curated record. Gene Ontology annotation, biological process: regulation of microtubule cytoskeleton organization; intraciliary transport; cilium assembly.
AUGGCAGACGAUGUAAAACCUGAAACAAUUAAAAACACUCAAGAUUUGCUCGGCAAAUACUUCAAAAAGCCACCUCUCACCGAAAAAUUACUAAGAAAACCACCGUUUCGAUUUCUUCACGAUAUCGUCUCAGCGGUCAUAAACGAAACUGGUUUCCUGGACGGUUUGUAUACAGAGGAGGAACUAAAUUCAGAAAAUAUAAAGAACAAAGAGGCGAAACUUGCCUAUCUAACGAAACUGAUCGACGUCGUGAAACUGAUUACCGGCGCUAAUUUAACCGUACGAGCCAGUAAGAUAAUCUCAGGCCAGGAACCAGCCAAAACGAAUGAGUUAUUGCAAGCAAUUGGAAAAGCUUUAGACAAGAAGAUAAGCAGCGUGGAAGCCAUCGAACGAUACAAGAAGAAUUUAGGAAAGGGCAAAUCUAGUUCAAGAAGUAAGCCGUCUGUAGCGAAAGACGAAAGAAAGUCAACGUCGAAGGAAACAUCCCAAAAAAGGGCUUCGACGUCGAAAGAAAAGUCUAUAGAACGAAAAAAAAAAGCUGUUAACGAAGAUAAUUCAACGAUACGUGAAGCAACGCGUAAAAAUGAAAAUCAAGAUUCUCAGAAAAAUGUUGAAGCUGCGGAAGUACCACGAGUCGAGCCAGCGCAAGAAAAAAUUCCCGCAUCUGCGCGUAGAAGAAGCUCUUCGUCUGCCAAACUCAAACAGAAUAGACCGUCCACACCUUUGUCUGAAACUCCGCAGUCGGAUAAGAGAAUCGACGAGAACAAAAGACGAAAAGAAUCCGAGAACAAGUCGAAGCAUGUAACAAAUGUCGAAAAUAACGAAUUACAAAAUCAAAUACUCGAUACGUCAAACUCCAUUGAUUCGGAAUCGAAAUCUGCGCCAAACAUCAGAGAUGAUAAGUUAGAUGAAACUAUUGACAAGGUGGAGUACAAGGAAAAUGAUAUAGUAAAUAACGAAGCUUCUUUACAAAGCAUAGAAAAGUCUGGUCGGUCGAUGUCAGAGACACAAAUGUUUCAAUCGGAUAACAACGAUACCAGUAUUCCACGAUCAAAUUCUAGACCAAGAACUUCCUUACGUCCGCCUACCGCGAGACCGAUUAGUGCCAGACCUGCAGCACCUAGAAUACGAGGCAAAGCAGAGUUAAUGGUUAACGAAGAAAUACCAACCCCUAUGGGAAACAUUAGCGUCAUUGUGGAGAAUUCUGAUCUUAAGGAUGACGACGAUGACGCCGAAGACAUGGUAGUUAUGGAAACUAGAGUAACUGGUAGCGAUUCCUUAGAAAACAGUGGCAACUAUAAAGCCGAUGAUCAAUUAACGCAAGAACAUGGACACCUUGUUGCUCAAAUAUUAGAAACGCAAAAGGAAUUGGUUAAUAAUGAUAAUGUAGACGUGAUACCUAAAAAAACAAAUAUCACAUGGGAUACAAAUUCGAAACGCGACACUGUAGCAAAAGAAAUUGAUAAACUACGAAACACGAUACAAACGUUAACACGUGCAACAAAUCCACUUGGGAAGUUAUUGGAUUAUUUUCAGGAGGAUAUAGAAGUCAUGCAAAAAGAAUUAUUAGAAUGGAAAAACCAAUAUCGACAAGUAAAUGAACAACUGAAAAUAGAAAAAAUGAAAACGCAAGAAUUAAUAGAACCUAUGAAAGAAACAUUAAAAGAAAUUGAUCAUAAUGUGAAAGUACAAUUGGAUAAAAUAUGUCAAGCAAAAUCGCAGAUUACGAAAAAUGAUCAAAGGAUACAAACAUUAUUAAAUGGUCGUGUGUAAAUUUCAUUUCACCGUAAUCUAUAAAACGAUGAUAUUUUCUCAUUGUCUUUAAUACAAAUAACACAAGCGUGUACAUUCUCCUCUAAGCUUCUAGUCAAAUAUUGUACAUAUG